AUGUUCGCCGAUUCGGAUAAAAUAAUUGAGACGAUAUUAAUUCCUACCUCUUUACAAUAUACACAAGAAAUAUAUAUGAGCAAAUCACUUAAUCCUAUCUCCAAGCAACUUCAAGAUUUAAUUUCUACCGGCAUUUUAUCAUUGAAUAUAGAUUCCAUUCCGAAAUCUGAUGAAGAUUUGCCAGAUAAUGAUGGGAUUUCUCCCAUUUAA
Messenger RNA from Dentiscutata erythropus, 210 nucleotides. The record is from the annotation of a GenBank genome assembly. Lineage: Eukaryota; Fungi; Glomeromycota; Glomeromycetes; Diversisporales; Gigasporaceae.